AUGACCACCAGCAACUCCCCGGAGGCUGUGGCCGAUCCGGCCAAUGCCUCCGCUGCGGCCCCUUAUGGGACGCGAUCGAGAGGCCGCAAUGCGCCUCGGCCCAACUACGCUGAGGAUCGUGACAUCGACAUGGAAUUAGAGGCGGCGCCCACCAAGACCGCCAAACUGUCACCGGUCGUCAAGACCUCCACGCCCGUCAUUCCGGAAAAGACGGCAUCAGCACCACCACGGAAGAGUCUAACAAACGGCGUCAGCCUCGCCAAGGGUACCGUCGCGGCCGAGUCUGCCCCGAAAGAGUCAAUUCCCGGCACCUCGUCAUUUUCGGCGCGUCCAGAGGAUGUCAACGGCGCGGGCUCGCUCCGGAAGCGCAAACAGCCUGCCAGCACCCCGACGUCGAGCACUAAUACCGGCAAUGCCGCGAAGCGCAUCUUCACGUCCGCCCCGGGCGAGUCCGACAGCGGCUAUUUCACGAAUAUGAUGAGCUUCGAGGCUUCUGGCCCCUUCCUCAGAGACGGCCAAAUUAAAUCAGAUGAUGGUACCACAUUUGCUGUCAAUGAUCAUGUGUAUUUGAUUUGUGAACCUCCAGGCGAGCCAUAUUAUUUGGCUCGGAUUAUGGAAUUUCUUCCGUCCAAAACUAAAGAGUCCGGCGUGAUCGAAGCCUUACGGGUGAAUUGGUAUUAUCGCCCCCGUGACAUUCAGCGUCACAGCCCCGACACCCGAUAUUUGUAUGCAUCAAUGCACUCGGACACAUGUCCACUCUCGUCCCUCCGCGGAAAGUGUCUGAUUAAACAUGUCUCCGAAAUCGACGACAUGAAUUCGUAUAAGAAAGGCCGCGAUUCGUUCUGGUACGACAAGAUGUUUGAUCGCUAUAUCCAUCGACUAUACGAUGUCAUUCCGACUAAGGAUGUGGUCAAUGUCCCGCCCAAUGUCAAGCGUGUCUUGGAUGACCGCUGGAAAUUCAUUCUGGUGGAAAUGGGGAAAGGCAAGGAAUUGACCGGUGCGGUCAAGACCUGCAAGCGCUGCCACCUGUUCGCCGCUAAUGCUGAGUCGGUGGAUUGCGCGGUGUGCCGCUCCACCUACCAUAUGGGUUGUGUUCGGCCGGCGCUCACCAAAAAGCCUGCCCGUGGCUUUGCUUGGGCCUGUGCACCGUGCAGCCGUGCCCAGGAGCGCAAACUCGAGGCGCGCAAUACUCCUCUCAUUGGGGAGACCCGAGCCGAGGGUGAGGACGAGGUGAUGGAGGAGGAGGAAGAAGAUCAUCAUCAUCUCAACGGUGUCACAAAUGGGACCUCCGUCAGCACACCAGCCGCGAUCGAGGAUUCGAUGCCCCAACCCGAAACCGCAGAACAGAUGGCCCAGGCUCGGAUGUGGCCGUACCGCUACCUGGGCAUGCACUGCCGCGUGGAGGAUGCUCUUGACUAUGAUGAUCGAAUUUACCCGCGAGCCAGUUCCCGUCUCGGACCUCGUCACCAAGCCAUUGUCAAUCCCUGGCCCGGGCGUCCUGUGGAAUACGUGAAGCCUGUCGAGCUCAAGAAGAAGUAUUCGCGUGUCUCGGGCGGCGGCCAGAAAGUGACCAAAUUGACCAGCGAUUCCAAAGCAGCGCUGGAGGCUGCGAAGCAAGAGAAGGCCACCCGGCCCAAGUGGGUUCAAGAUCAACCUACCGGUUAUAUUCAACGCGGAGAGGACGAACCAGUGACAAUGAAUAACGGAAAGCAGGCGCGCACUGCCGAAAUAUUGUUUAAAAUGCCCACCGCUGACCAGCUUCCCGCUCGUGGCGAAGACGAUGCGCCCGGCUCCCAUCUGAGCGACGCUGAACGGGAGGCUUUCAUUGACGACUAUAUGCGUCAAGCAAGGGAGUUGGCUCCUGAUGUUGGAGUAGAGAAGUACUGUACCAACUUCUUGGACAAGGCUCUUGAGCUUCUAUACUCAGAAAGCUUCAAUGCCGAUGCCGCACUUGCCAAGCUAAAGAAGGUCAAUAAAUAUAAGGAUCUUAAGGAACCUCAUCUCCGGCCCGAGGAGUUGAAACUCUUCGAACAGGCUGUGGGUAAGUUCGGAUCGGAGUGGCGCCAUAUCACCAAGCAUGUCAAAACCGUUCCACACUACCAGAUCGUUCGAUUCUACUAUAUGUGGAAGAAGACUCCCCGUGGUCGACAAAUAUGGGGUAGCUAUGAAGGGCGGCGCGGCAAGAAGGAGGUGCGGCGGCAGAGUGUUGUUUCAUCCAAGUUGCUUGACGACGUUGCCGAUGACCACGAUGAUUCCGCUUUCGACAACGAGAAAGCGGCGAUUCAGAAGCGUGGGUUCCAAUGCAAGUUUUGCACAACGCGGAGCUCCCGACAAUGGCGACGUGCUCCCGGCGUUCCUCCAGGCACUACGGUUCCUUCUGAGCCCUCGGCGAAGAAGGACAAGGGCCCUAUGCUCGCGGUCGCUCUUUGUCUCCGCUGUGCCUUGCUGUGGCGUAAAUACGCCCUCCAAUAUGAGGACAUUGAUGAGGUUGGAAAGAGAAUUGCUGCUAGUGGCAACAAGUCUUGGAGGCGACGUAUUGACGAGGAGCUGCUCGCGCAGAUGAUUGUUGCUACCGAGACUCCUUUCUCCAUCAGCAGUGCUACGGCAGCUACAGCGGUGGCCAUCGGCAUUCCAGUUGAUCUUAACCCACAGCUUCAGCCCGAAAACAAAUUGGACAAGAAGAAGCCUCGCAGUGACGUCCCGAGUACAGCGACAUCUACCGCGACAUCCGUGGAGCCUAUGCCGAAGAAGAAGAUUGUGGUGGCCGAGAAGACCGCCGAAGGGCUUCCUGUGGUCCCUGAUCCGCCAAGAGCAAAGACUCUUCCUUGUGCGGUAUGCAGCAAGGUAGAGCCAAUGGGUGAAGAACAUGUCUCUUGCCGAGACUGUCGCCUCACUGUUCAUCGGAAUUGCUACGGAGUGCCAUCAUACCGUGCCGGAAACAAGUGGCUCUGUGACAUGUGCUCUAACGACCGCAGUCCUUCGAUUUCUACGACUUAUGAAUGUGUCCUGUGCCCUGUUACAUGGACCGAGCAUGACCUUAUGGAAACCACGAAGAACAACAGCCGAAAGAAGUCCGAUCGAGAUAAGGAGAAGGAACGCCUGGAGAAGGAGAUGGUCACCGAAGCCAUUAAGCUGUACCGCCAGCGACAGGAAGCGGUCGGCAAACCCGUCGGUCCUCGGGAACCUCUGAAGCGCACUGCCGGCAACAAUUGGGCCCACGUGAUGUGCACGUUGUGGACUCCUGAAAUCAAGUACGGUGACGCGGUUGAAUUGGAGCCUGCAGAGGGAUUUGGAUCCAUCCCCAAAGAUAGAUGGCGAGAAGUUUGCAAGAUUUGCAAAUCGUCCAAGGGCGCUUGUGUUCCUUGCCAUUUUACUGGAUGCAAUGCUCAUUUCCAUGUCGGCUGUGCUUUCCAAGCAGGGUAUCGCCUUGGUCUUGAUGUCACACCUGUGAAGGGCUCUCGUAAGGACAGCGUGCAGACUAUCCGCCUGGGCAGUGAGGCUGGCAUGGCCACGCCGGUCAUCUACUGUCCCAAUCACAGUGUCUCGACCACGGUUCAUGAGGUCAGUGAGGCAGUUGGCCAGGAUGGCCUAAAUGCUCUGCAGCUCUUCGCUCGGACAUAUAAGCAAGCUGAUCUCACUUUAACGGGAACCUCACGCAAGGCGGCAUAUAUGCAACAAUCAAUCGUGCCUCCGGCUCACCCUGGCAUCAGCGCAGCCCAACGACGUGCUUCGACCAGUAGUGCAUUGGCAGCGCCUAAAGAUACCCAUAAGCCCCCACCCACACCGACCGAGGAUGUGGCUGACGAGAUGGAUAUCGACACUGAAGACCGUGCUCCGGCACCUCAGCCUGUCUCUGGAGUCACGACUUCUAGAAGAUGUGUGCGCUGUUCGGCUGACUACAGCCCCAGAUGGUGGCCUAGUCAACGCCGUACCGAUCCUCGGGGUCCUCUGUCAAAUGGAGUUGGACUUAACUCUGCUAGCCCAUCCUUCCCUUCCCGUCAUCUGGCACAAGGUUCAUUCACUGCACACCCCAAUGGAGACGCCCCGGAGCCAGCAUACGAAUGCCACAAAUGCCACUUGAAGAAUCCACCUGUACCCGAGCCCGCUCCCGACCCUCGACCUUCGCCUUAUUCCGCUCAGCGUCCCAUGCUUCCGCGUAUCGGUGCUGGUCACACUUUUGUGCCGCACUCCCAUUCUGCUCCGACCGGUGUACUUGGGCGUCCCCUUCCCCCUGCUCAUUCACACAGCGCGCACUCGGGAUAUGUGGGAGGUUAUGAUCCAAGACCGGGUCCUGAUUCCGGCCUGCGCAAUGGCAUGUCACCCCCUGUGUAUUCUGCGGGGCCUCCUCCGCCUCCUCCACCUCAUCACCUCGGAGGCUACCCCUCGGCGCACAUCCCGGGACCCUCGCCGUCUCCUUACGCCAACGCAGGGCCCCCUCCGCCACCCCCGUCGCAGCCGUAUGCCACACAUCAGCACCAGAGUCCCUAUGGUCCUGUAACUGCUCGAUCACCGCAUCUCUCCCAGGCUCCGCCUCGUCCAUACCCAUCCUCGGCAUCCCCACCCAUCGUGCAGGCAACCGUCAAUCGGUCUCCGCAAACGUCGCUUAGUGCACUCAACGGAGGCCCGCCGCAUCGCAUGUACUCAGUGGACCGUGGAAUAGGUGCGCCGUCGCAUUCGCCGCCAGUCGCCCAAGCACGGCUUGACCCGCGCGGGCCCACUCCUCCAAACCGGCCGGGUGAUACGCCUCCUUCGCUGGUGGCUGGUCGGCACCCUGGCGUGAAUGGCACAAGCUCUGGAUCUGGUGCUAGUGCGAGCCCGUCUUUGAAGAACCUUCUCUCGUGA
Messenger RNA from Penicillium macrosclerotiorum, 4842 nucleotides. RefSeq names its product DNA-binding E3 ubiquitin-protein ligase SNT2. Lineage: Eukaryota; Fungi; Ascomycota; Eurotiomycetes; Eurotiales; Aspergillaceae. Gene Ontology annotation, molecular function: chromatin binding; ubiquitin-protein transferase activity. Bases 1 to 4842 code for a protein of 1613 amino acids. Gene Ontology annotation, biological process: histone catabolic process. Gene Ontology annotation, cellular component: Lid2 complex. The transcript is spliced from 2 exons. The record is from RefSeq and is a predicted model, not a curated record.